This is a messenger RNA of Aspergillus melleus, 1062 nucleotides long. RefSeq lists its product as uncharacterized. The transcript is spliced from 5 exons. Bases 1 to 1062 code for a protein of 353 amino acids. Lineage: Eukaryota; Fungi; Ascomycota; Eurotiomycetes; Eurotiales; Aspergillaceae. The record is from RefSeq and is a predicted model, not a curated record.
AUGGGACGAUUUGCAGAUGGAAGCAGAAAUCCGACGGUGAGCGCCUCGACGUGGGCGCUUCUGACGGCGGCGAUUCUCAGCGUCUUGUCGCGGCUGAUCAGCAAAUAUCGGACCGUCCAUCGGUUCACCACCGAUGACUACCUGAUAAUCGUCUCGGUGAUCUUCUGCUCCGCCCAGUCAGUCGCGGUCUCCAUGGCCGUGGCGAAUGGAUAUGGAGACCGCUUCAAUCAGAUCUCCGAGGAGCGAUUUGAUGCCGUUAUGAAGGCUCAAUACUCGGCGACGAUUCUCUACAUCGCUGGUCUAUACACAUCAAAGCUAUCACUCUGUCUUUUCAUCCGAAAUCUUUCGCCAAAGCCGCGCGAUCACCUGUUUUCGAAUACCGUUCAGAUAUCAACAGCGGCGUGGGCGCUCACUGCGCUAUUUGCGACGGCCUUUCAAUGUCAGCCUCGUCGGACAUGGGAUUACCGACAGGGGAAUUGCAUCAACAUGGUCGCAUGGCACUAUUUCUUCUGCGGUUCAAAUUUAGUCACCGAUUUGUCUAUCAUCCUCCAGGCUUUGUUUCUGGUAGUGCGACUCCACGCGCCCGUUAAAAAGCGGUUUUUGUUCGCCAGUAUCUUCCUGACUCGCGUACUGGUGAUCGGUGCCAUCAUCGCUGAGUUGGUUCUCAUUCAAGACCUCACAGCGCUACCUGACCCGACUUACGAUUACUGCUUCAACACCGUCGCUAUGGAGGUUGUUCAAUGCAUGAGCAUUAUGACUGCCUGUUGGGGACAGUUGAAACCCUUCCUCAACCAGAUGAAAUCUAACGGCAUGCGCAUUCCCGGUGCCGAAUAUCAACCCGCCUACGGCAAAUACUCGAAUUCACGCUCGCAACGGACCGAACACACGACAGGAUCUGGCGACGCUCACGAUCUGGUUCCCAUUCCUCCCGGACAGGGGAAUCAGACGACCAUUUCUACCUCGCCCGCAUGGGACGCGGCCAGUCAGUCAAGUCAGGUUGGAAUGAUUCGAGAAACAAGAACCUGGGUGGUGACCGAUUCGCGACGGAGUGAUAGCUUAUGA